Candida dubliniensis CD36 is the source of this 1368-nucleotide messenger RNA. It is a transcript of the gene PEX14, whose product is annotated as Pex14p. Gene Ontology annotation, cellular component: peroxisomal importomer complex; peroxisomal membrane. The record is from RefSeq and is a predicted model, not a curated record. Gene Ontology annotation, biological process: protein import into peroxisome matrix, docking. Gene Ontology annotation, molecular function: signaling receptor binding. The coding region runs from base 1 to 1368 and encodes 455 amino acids. The transcript has a single exon. Lineage: Eukaryota; Fungi; Ascomycota; Pichiomycetes; Serinales; Debaryomycetaceae.
AUGAAUGAAGAGUUGAUUAAUAGUGCUGUUUCAUUCUUGAAAGAUCCUCAAGUUGGUACUUCACCAUUAACUAAGAAAGUAGAAUUUUUGGAAUCGAAAGGAUUAAACCAAGAAGAGAUUGAAGAAGCUUUAAAAAGAGCUAAUGAUAAUUCUUCUUCUUCUUCGGUGACAAGUUCUAAUCUGUCCAAUACAACUUCAACUUCACCAUCGUAUCAACCAACUUCCCAACAACAACAACAACAACAACAACAACAACAACAACAACAACAACAACAAGUUUAUCCACAACCUCCACUUGAUUAUUACAAUGUUGCUCCACCAGUACCAGAAAGAUCAUGGAAGGAUUAUUUUAUAAUGGCCACUGCUACAGCUGGUGUUACUUAUGGAUUAUAUCAAGUAAUCACUCGUUAUUUAAUUCCAUCAAUUAUUCCACCUUCUCAAUCUUCAAUUGAUCAAGAUAAAGAAAUUAUUAAUGAAGAAUUUAUUAAAAUUGAUAAAAUUUUAGAUCAAUUAACUAUUGAACAAGAAGAAAUUAAAAUUUCUAAUCAAAAUAAAUUAACAGAAAUUGAUACAGUUAUUGAAAAUAUUAAUGAUUUUUUAAAUAAAUAUAAUAAAGAUAAAUUAAAAUUUGAUGAUGAUUUAAGAUUAAUGAAAUUAGAAAUUGAUAAUUUAAAUAAUAAUAUUGAAAAAAAUAUGCAAUUAACUAAAGAAAAUAUUAAUGAUGAAUUAAAUGAAAUAAAUCAAGAAUUACAAUCUUUAAAAAAUUUAAUAAAAGCAAGAAAUGGAUCAUCAAUUAAUCAAAUUAAUGGUGGUAAUGAAACAAGAAAAAUUGCUCCAGUAUCUUCAAUACCAUCUGCUUCAGAAAUUUUGAAAAAUGCUAGAGCUAGAGCUAGAAAUGUUGAAAAUAUUACUCCAGAACCUAAACAAGAGAUAAAACAAGAGUCAGAGCCAGAACCAGAACCUAAACAAGAGUCAGAAACAAAACCAGUGAAAAAAUCAGAACAAUCAAUAUUAUCAAAAUCAGAUGAACUUAAACGUAGUAAAGAUGUGACUAAAAAUGGAGUUGUUGCUUCUGGUAUUCCUGCAUGGCAAUUACAACAUAAAGAACAAGAAAUUGAAGAAAAAUCUAAUCAAGAAGAUUCUCAAAAACAAUCCACUAACAAUAAUAAUAAUAAUGGAAUCCCGGCAUGGCAACAAGCAGCAUCAUCAGUUGAUACUCCUAAAUCAGAAGAAGAAAUUAAAGAAAAAAUCAAGAAUGUUGGAGUUCCAACUUGGCAAUUGAAUGCUUCUACUAAUAAUAGUACCACUAGAAAUGAUGAUUCUGAUUCUAAUACUGUGACUCCACAACAAUCUACAUCUGCUGAAUAA